AAAAAUAUUCAAUUCAAAUAGCAUUAUCAAAACCGAUGGACUGUCGUUGUUCUUCCUUCAAGUUAUAAGGUACUCACAUUCCACUUUCAAUAAAGAGCUUUGAAACUUUGCGUGAUUUAAAAAUGGUGAAUUUUAUAGAAAAAUACUUCGAUGUGACCCCAGAUCCCAGGUCAAUAAAAUUGGAUCUUAUGGGAUCACCUCUGCAGAUAUUAAUUAUUCUUACGAUAUAUGUUUGUUUUGUAAAGAAAUGGGGUCCAUUGUUGAUGAAAAACCGGAAGCCCUUUGAACUAAAAGCUGUCAUUAUAGUCUACAAUAUAUUUCAAGUUCUUAUCAACGGCUAUUUAGUCUACGCGGCAACUCCCUUGCUUCUGUACCACAGAGAUUGGGUCGGAAGUUGUUUGAGAAUCGACGAGACCGACCCCGAAAUUGAAAAAUUUCACAUGAGGCUUUCGUAUUUAUUUUGCAUGAUUAAAAUUCUUGAUCUUUGCGAUACAAUAUUCUUUGUUCUACGUAAACAUUACCAACAAAUAUCAUUCCUUCAUUUGUAUCAUCAUUUAAUGGUCGGCACAGCAGCUUGCCUUAUCUUCAGAUAUGUUCCCAAUGGACAUCUUGGAAUAACGGGCUAUGUUAACAGUUUUGUGCACACAAUCAUGUACGUCUACUAUCUAAUAUCCAUCCUUAGUCCAAAUUUAAAACAAUCAAUUUGGUGGAAGAAAUACAUUACAGUGAUGCAAAUGGUGCAGUUUGUGUUUGUAUCAUUGUACAUUUUGUAUCCUUGGAUGAAAGGGCAAAAUUGUGGAUAUCCGUUUAAGUUAUUGCCAUUUGCAUUGCUUCAAAACUUUGUGUUGCUAUACCUGUUUAGUAAUUUUUAUAUUAAGACCUAUAGGUCAACAGCGAAAUCAAGCCAAUAAUACAGUUUAUAGUAUAUAAUAUUAAAAAAUAAAAGAUUUUUUUAUUCUGUUUUUUAA
Messenger RNA from Eupeodes corollae, 968 nucleotides. RefSeq names its product elongation of very long chain fatty acids protein 7-like. The transcript has 3 exons. Gene Ontology annotation, biological process: sphingolipid biosynthetic process; very long-chain fatty acid biosynthetic process; fatty acid elongation, saturated fatty acid. Gene Ontology annotation, cellular component: endoplasmic reticulum membrane. The record is from RefSeq and is a predicted model, not a curated record. Bases 123 to 911 code for a protein of 262 amino acids. Gene Ontology annotation, molecular function: fatty acid elongase activity. Lineage: Eukaryota; Metazoa; Arthropoda; Insecta; Diptera; Syrphidae.